AGCUGGGAGCUACUUCCGGGUUAUUUCAGUCAUAUUGGAACCUUGCCAGGUGUGAGUGAGUGUUGGGACGCGGCCCGGCAGUCAUUUCAUUCUCUGGGGGUCGAAGCACGCUCUGCAGCUUUACAAGGGACUUGAACGCUUCAAAAAUGGUGAAGAUAUUCAUCGGGAACUUGGCCCAGGAAACCACGUCAGACGAACUCCGCUCUCUCUUCUCCCAGUAUGGAAAGAUUGCAGAAUGCACCAUCGUCAAAAACUUUGGCUUUGUGCACAUGGACGACAAAUCCGAGGCGGAGGAAGCCAUCAGCAACCUCCACCACUACGAGCUAAACGGUCAGCCAAUGAACGUAGAGCUGAGUCGAGGCAAGUCGAGAGGGUCCACAAAGCUACACGUGGGGAACAUUGCCUGCACCAACCAGGAGCUGAGGGCCAAGUUUGAAGAGUAUGGAGCUGUGUUGGAGUGUGACAUAGUAAAGAACUAUGCUUUUGUUCACAUGGAGCGCAUGGAGGAUGCCAUGGAGGCUAUUAAUCAGUUAGACAACACAGCUUUUAAAGGCAAACUGAUGAGCGUGAAGCUUUCGACUAGCCGCCUGCGUACUGCGCCGGGAAUGGGAGACAGAUCGGGUUGUUAUCGUUGCGGGCAGGAAGGCCACUGGUCCAAAGAGUGCCCUCUAGACCAAAAUGGCUACCACAGAAACGGCUCAGAGCCAAACUCAGAUGGAUACGAUGACUCGAGAUUUGGCGGGCGUGGUCACAGCAGGGGUUAUCAUCCCAGCUUCAGCGGGGAGCCAGAUUACGGUCCUGGCUACCCUCCUGUUCAUGCUUUCCCCCGGGGCGCUGCUCACAGCAGUGCCAUGGCAGGGUACAGACGGGGAACAGGCUACGAGAGUGCAAUGAGAUACGGGCCACCUCCGGGUUAUGGCAUUAGCGCUGUUCCUGACCAUAGCAUGGCUCGGAUGUAUGGCAGCGAAGCGGCUUACAGGAGCAGCAGCUCGUACUAUGGCGCGGUACCUCCCUACCCAAUGCGACGGUCGCCCUACGAGGAACGGGAUCCGUACGGGGUCGUGGACUACUAUGAAAAGUACAGGGCCAGUUAUUUCGAAGAUCGUCGCGCCGUCCCCAUGCCUGCUCCUCCUGCAACCUCCUCCUCCACGGGUUUAGUGAGGGAGCGUCUGCCCCCCUCCAGCCUUGACCCAUACGAGUGCCCCCCCCUCCCUCCUCCUCCAGCCCCGGUCUCCUCAUACUACACACGUGAGCGGAGUCCGAUUAGGAGAGUCCCAACCGAGGCAGAUGGAUACGCAUACGAGCGCUCGCGCCUUUCCCCGGUGAUCCCCCACCAAAGAAGCUCUACCUACGACCUACCGCGGGAUCCGGCCGCAGAGCGGGCACGAUAUCCAUACUAAUUCAUGUCCCAUAAAGCCCGGUGGAAGCUGGGCGACACUUAGAGGAUAGGAUAGCCCAAGUGCCAUUGGAUUUCUUGAACAUUAAACGGUUUAUCUCAUUGGUAAUAUUUGAGGUACAAGUCAGUCUUCUGCAUGUGACGGGGGUUGGCAGAAAGAGUUUAGCUCAAACAUCAUAACAGUUGAGUAGUCAUUCCAGGUAAUACUUCAAAUGCAGUACAGCUAAUGCUUUUAUUGUCUUAUUUAAAUGUCGUGGUGUUAGUGCAGCGCUGAGAUAGCCUAGCCUUUGUGUUCUUCUUUGAUCUUAAACCUGAUUGAUGAGGGUAGCUACAUGUUUUUUAUUUCAACUUUAUUGAUAGAAACUAAUGAAUUAGUGCAUGUUUUAAGGUAAGUUUUAAGGUGUUUUCAGAGGAAAAGUAAAGCAGUUUUUACACGGUGGGAUUAUUUACAAAGUCAGUGCAAACUUGGAGAUUUAUGCAUUGGAAAACAAAUUUACCAAACUUCUACUCAAUCAAAAAAGCCUCUGAGCUUCCUCUGAGCAAUCCCACUGGUGUCUCGAGAUGAUAUCAGAAUAGGUGAAGCCAACUCCCCUUAAAAAUAUCAGUUAUAAUUAUAAAUGCUAAUAUUCUUAAAAAUAUCUGCAUUUAACAAGUUCUUUGCUCAGCAGAUAGACCUAAGAAGGCAUGAUGUUUAUGUUUUCAGAAUUCCCUGAUGAGGUUGUUUCAAAAUGUUUUUGUUCUGUUUAUUGCACUGAAAUUUCUGCGCAAUCUGUUCUGAUCUUUUGAGAUCAUUGUAAGCCAGAUUUCAGCAGAUUUGUGGCUUGAUAUUUACAGUGAAACUGCCACUUUCUAGUCAUAGAGGACAGGUGAAACAAGCAGGCUUGGAGUGACUGGUUUCUGGCAAAGUAAAAACUUAACUGCUGUAUGACUUCUGAUGUGAACAGAUUCCGUCUGUCAAACCUGGGUGAGUAACGUGAGGUAUAAAUCAGCUCCACUUUUGGUCUCAACACACCUUUAGGAUUACAUUAACGACAUUUCGUCACAGUAUCUUGUGUAUCUCUGUGCUUUGUAGUGUUUUGUAAACAUUCGUAAGAGGCGUUUUCAGACUGAAGAGUUGUGGAUGGAACUCUGGAAUAACCAGAAGUAAACAUCAGGUGGUUGGUGUUUGUAUCAUGUACAAGAAGAUCAACAAGAUGGCGGAUGUCGUGGUUGGAGGUGUGCAUUUGUCUCGUGUCAUAUUGGUCCAUUUUCGAGGGGUUGCAGAGGUUUUUAAAGAUGCUGGUUUCUCUUAUUUUCAACCAAAGCUCCUCCUGGGAAACUUACCAGUUUAAAGUAGGAGCUGAAAAAGUCACUGUCAUCAGUUCCUGCAGCACAUACCCUUGGUCUGAAAACGCCUACCGUUCCUUUAUUUGUGAAGCAAAGUAAAUUUGAAUUCUGUAUACUUUAUCACAAAUAUUGUUUAACCUGUGAACUCUUGCUCUUUUACCAAAUAUAGAUUUGCACAGUGGUUAAAAAUGUAACCCUUAUGUGGCUUGGUUAUGUCCAACCUUUUUGUGAAAUUUAGUCAAACUUUUUAUGAAAUCACUUCUGUUUCUUUUUUUUAAGUUGCAUAAAAAAUCACUUUCAAUGCUGUAAUGAAUGUGAAGCCUCACAUCUUUACAAUAAUUCAGCUUUAUAAUUGAAAUGACCUUCAAGCCUAUUCUGUAUUUCUUGAUUUCUAACAUCAACACUGAAAUAAAAAUAUAUCUGUGCAUCUUAAGUCUGAA
Messenger RNA from Notolabrus celidotus (New Zealand spotty), 3162 nucleotides. It is a transcript of the gene rbm4.1, whose product is annotated as RNA binding motif protein 4.1. The coding region runs from base 147 to 1400 and encodes 417 amino acids. The transcript has 3 exons. NCBI's taxonomy places the organism in Eukaryota, Metazoa, Chordata, Actinopteri, Labriformes, Labridae. The record is from RefSeq and is a predicted model, not a curated record. Gene Ontology annotation, cellular component: cytosol. Gene Ontology annotation, molecular function: zinc ion binding; mRNA binding.